This is a messenger RNA of Lipotes vexillifer (Yangtze River dolphin), 1056 nucleotides long. RefSeq names its product basic salivary proline-rich protein 1-like. The record is from RefSeq and is a predicted model, not a curated record. The coding region runs from base 1 to 1056 and encodes 351 amino acids. The transcript has a single exon. Lineage: Eukaryota; Metazoa; Chordata; Mammalia; Artiodactyla; Lipotidae.
AUGAAGCCGGUUUACAGGUGCCUGUUUCACCCGGCUCGCCCUUCUGGGUGUUUGGACAGUUACCGGGCACUGACCGCGCCCCGGCAUCACCCUGGCGACAGGGGAGCACGCCGAGGCCUAGGGGGGCCAGUGACGGCUGGGGGGCGGCUGGGCCGCAGCCUGAGCCCUGCGGGGCGGCUCGUGCCCCCGCACCGGCCUUUUCUACCCCGUGUCCACGCCCCUGUAAACAGGAAGGGCGCACGACCCUCAACACACAGGCCGCCCGCAUGGACGUCCCUCGUCCCUCGGACACUCGGACCCGGGACACUGGGUCGUGCCCACCGGGCCGGCGGCGGGCCGGGCCUCCCGGGGGCCGCCCCUCACCCCGAGGGCCCAGAACGCCGUCCGCCUCCGGGGGCAAGUGCUCCCGCCGGCCUGGGACCCGGGCGCGACCCCGUCAGCUGCCCGGACCCGGACAUGCUGACCCGCCCCAACUUUCUCAGAACCUCCCCGCCCUGCGCGGCCCGGGCUCCAGUCCGCCCGCGAAGCAGCGGCCGCCCGCGCCCAGAAGCCCCCGCGGCGCGCGCCCCACAGGCCUGGAGAGAGGCCUGGGCCCGCCCACGGGGCGACCGCUCCCCGCGCAAAAUUCCACCCGAGAACCCGCGUGUGGGGACCCCGGAGGGGAAAUCGGAAAAACGAGAACCUGGCGCCCCUACGUGCAAGCUUUCCGAGCGGCCGCCGCCGCCGCCGCCGCCGCCGCCGCCGCCGCAGCCGCCACAGAAAGGUUUCAAAUCCGUGCGGGCGCAGAGGUCGCAGCGUCGCAGCAGGCCCGGGGGAUGGGAGGAGCCGGCUGGGCGGUGGGACGGGAGGAGGUGCCCAGCUCGCAGGCCCCGCCCCCUUCCCCAAGCCUCCGGCCGCGGCCGCGCGCGGCGCCGUUGCCAUGGCGACGCCCCGGGCCUCGGCUGCCCCGCCCAGCAGGCCGGGGGCGGGGACUUCCGCACUCGCGUUUCCCCGCCCCCCAGGCCGCGCGGCGCCGUUGCCCUGGCGACGCUACGGGCCUCUGCAGCCCCUGCCUAG